UCUUCCUUAUUUUGAUUUUUUUCUUCUUCAUUUCUCUUCCCUCUCUUUUCUUUUUCUUUUCUUUUUUUUUUGGUAUAUUAUGCCUUCUAUCUCAACACCUUUGGAAAAAGCACAAUUGGCUUUAUCAUCAAAUACAUCAGUAGAAGAAAAGAUUCUAGCAUUAACUGCGUUCUCUACAUCCUUGGGUGACCAAGUUCAAGCUGAUGAAGCGCAAGCUAUCUUAUCAGUUCUACCUUUGUCUCUGUUAUAUGGAACUUUGAAUCAUUGUGUUGAACAUGAUUAUGACGACACCUCCCACGAUCAUCUUCCAAAUGUUUUAUGUGAUCUUAUACGAAAACUGCUUGGACCUUUUCCUUAUUCGGUGGUUUCUCAAGGUGAAAAUAGAAUGUAUCUCGAGCAAGGUCUUCAACAUUUUACUCCUUCUAUUCGUUAUUUGUCUUUACAACAAGUGGAAAAGUGUUUGAAUUCUCCUUUAGAUACGGUGGCCAUGAUUCAAUCUGACUUUUUACCAAUGGUGUCAACAACUGUUGCAUUUCAAGAUUCUAGAACUGCUUUCAAGGCUGUUGAUAUUCUAUACAAGGCUUGUCUCUCAGAUAUAGGAAGUGAAUCUUUUUUCCAAUCUUCGGCAAUUCAAUUACUACAAUCCAUUAUGCAAAUUAACGGUACUGUUGGCUUUCGGGUGUAUGAUUUGAUGAUGAAAAUCGCUGGAUACUCGGAUCGUAACUUUGAACUUUGUGAAUCGUCUGGCAUCUUGAAUCAAUUCAUGGAGGAACUGAAUACCAAUGACCUUUUGCUCAGAAUGAAUGCUAUUGAAUUACUAAACGAAGUGGCUGCUAGUCCUUCAGGAUUACAAUUCUUAAUAAAAGCUCAUCUGAUGAACAAGUUGGUUGAGACAUUGGAUAUUGAUGAUGAUAGCGAUGUUGCUGUGGCUUUGACAAAAUGUGCUGUUAUCAAGUUCUUUGGUAGUUUGGGUGCAAACAAGGAAGUUAACUUUACUAAUGCUCAACAACAAUUCCAUAUCAUUGAAAGAUUGGAAAAGUGUAUCGAUAGUGAUAACAAAGAAAUUGAGACUGUUUCCUUGGCAGCUGUAGGCUUAAUUGGAAGUCAUUUGAAUGGAUUACAACUAGUUCAAAGCAACAAUUCACUGAUGGCAAAUUUUUUUGGAAUUGCACGAACCGCUAGUGGGGAUACAAAAGCCGUAGUUUUACAAUCACUCUCAAAAAUGAUUGGUAUCUCUGAUUCUGAAGAAACUUUUGAACAAGUGGAGCAACGAACUAGUGCCAUAUAUCCAUCUAUCCCAGAAUUUCCGAAUGUUAUCAAGGGUAUAACUGCUUUAGCGAAACUUCCAGUGGACAACAUACGGGUAGCAGCUUUUGCAGUUUUGGAAGCAAUUGCUACACGUCAAUGGGGAAGACAGGAAAUGGCACGAAAUUUUGAGUUCUUGGGAUAUCUUUUGGAUCGAUCUAAUGAAAGUACUCAAAUUGGACAAAUGUGGAAAUAUGCAAUAGUCAAAACAUUGGUGGAAACCGGUUCGAAUGCGGAAUCUAUACUAGGACGACAUUAUAGUAUGCUUACUCAAUAUAUCCGACAAGGACCUUAUUAUCGAGCAGGUCAAGUGACAAUGGCGAUGGAAAGUGGUUAGUUUAGUUUAUUAUUGUAGUUGAUUCUUAGAAUACAUAAUAAAAUCAAUUCUUUUGAAUCUAGAA
Molecule: messenger RNA, 1706 nt
Organism: Halteromyces radiatus
Lineage: Eukaryota; Fungi; Mucoromycota; Mucoromycetes; Mucorales; Cunninghamellaceae
Product: 26S proteasome non-ATPase regulatory subunit 5
Exons: 12
Coding region: 80-1642 (520 amino acids)
Biological process (GO): proteasome assembly
Cellular component (GO): cytosol
Source: RefSeq, a predicted model, not a curated record